AUGGUGAAGACGUGUUCAUGGGUCACAGAGAUAGGGACAAAUUUAUUUACAGAUGUUAAUUAUGUGUUACAAGUAAUAAUGCAAAAAUUAAACAAAAUCAUAUUUCUACUUUUUUUAUUCUGUAAUAAUCAUGUUACAAAUAGCAUGUUUCAAUCAGGAAAAGAAUAUGUAUAUUCAUAUGAUGCACUUUCAAGUUCUGGUGUAUUAUUACCAUCUGGUGCAUCAUCUUCAUGGGGUUUUAAUGGAAAACUUAGAAUUCAAGCAGAACAAAAUAUUGCUACUAUGCAGUUGGAGUCAUUGAAAAUGAUUAUAUGGAAUGGCAAAAUCGAUGAACAAGGAGAAAUUCAAGAUAUUCCUGAAGAUGUGGCUGAUCUUUUAAAACCAUUCCAAAUUACAUAUAAUAAUGGUCUUACUGAAAAUUUUAGUACAGAAGCAAUAUCGCCUUGGUCUGUAAAUAUAAAAAGAAGUAUAUCAGGAAUUUUACAAUUGGAUCUUUCCAACUUAGAAAAAGAAACAGCAUUUCAUUCAUCUGAGAAAAAUCAUUAUGGUCAAUGUAAUAUUGAAUAUGUUGCCAAUCCUGAACAAGAAAAUGAAUGGUUGAUAAGAAAAUUUUUUGAUCCCCGAACUUGUAUUGGACAUCCUUAUUAUACCUGGUCAAAUGUUCCUAACAUGUUAUGUCCUAAUGGUGAUCAAAAUCCAAUAUUAAAAUCCAGUGAAAGACUAUAUAAAAUUAAGGUAAAUGGAUCCUUAACUGAGAUUUUGUUUGUUAAUGCUUCUGGGGGUAUAUAUAUUCAACCCUUCCAAAGUUUUGGGGAAGCACAUUUUCACUUCACAAGACAAAUCUUUAAAUUAAUUUUGGUGAAAGAUACAGUAGAUAAAAUACCUAUUAAAGACUUACAUUUCAAAGGUCUACAACAUGAACUUCCAGAAGGUGAUCUUACUCAAGGUAGAAGAACUCCUGACAAAAAUUCUGUUUUUAUAUUUAUAGCAAGUUUAUUAGAUCGAUUAAGUCAAAGACUUGAGAAUCCUGGUUUGGAUACAGAGACUGAUAAUUUACAUAAUACAACAAUUACUGUAUUACUUUACUACCUUGGAAUGUUAGAUGUUGCUGAUUUGCGUAAUGCUUACACAAAAAUUUCAGGAACAAGUUACAAAGAAGAAACAAUACUGAAUAUAUUUCUUGAAGCUCUUCCACAAGUUGGCACUAAAGAUGCUGCAUUAUUCAUAUUAGAACUAAUUCAAGAUAAAAGAGUAUCGGAUAUGUAUGCAAUUCAACUUCUUACUCAGAUACCAUUUCAUAUACGAAAACCUGAUGUUCAGUUACUAGUAAAUUUGCAGACAUUUCUAAAUUUACCAGAGAAAGUUUCUAUUGAAGUUCAAAAUACUGCCAUUCUUGCAUAUGGCACGUUAAUUUAUAAAACCUGUUUUUUGUACUGCCCAUAUGAAAUGUUAGAUGAUUAUGUACGUUUAUAUCUUGAUAAAUUUACAGAGACGAAGGAAUACGAAAAAAAAAUGAUUUGGCUAGAAGGAUUAGCAAAUAUACAGUUAGGAAGAGUAGUUGAAUUCUUAGAACCUAUUGCAAGUGGCAAUAAUGCAGAAUCACGUCAUUUUCGUGUCCUUGCUGCAUGGGCAUCACUUUCAACUGCCCCAUUAAGACCUGAUGUUAUAUAUCCUGUCUAUUGGCCAAUUUUAAUAAAUAGAACAGAACACUUAGAAAUGAGAGUAGCAGCAUUGACACUACUUAUUGUUUCUAGUCCUACACCAAGUAGAUUAAUAUCAUUAUAUUGGUAUAUGCAAAGUGAACCCAGUCAACAUUUAUAUAAUUAUUUUUAUACUAUUUUAAAAUCUAUGGAACAUACAACCCAUCCUUGCUAUAUUCAUAUAGGUGUAAUAGCUGCUCAAUUUACACGAGUACUUCGUUCAACUGCAAAUCAGUAUAUAAUUACUGGUAACUAUUUAUUUGAUUAUCAAGAUACAUACAGAAAAUUUGGAGCUAUGAUACACGGUAUUGUUAUUGCUAAUCCUUUAACAAACAUACCUGAAGUUUUAUAUGUAACUGUAAACACUUAUGGAAGUAGAAUCAAUAUUAAUCAUGUAUCUUUAUAUAUUAAAGCUGAAGGUCUUCUACAUUCAUUAUCAACACAUCUAGAUGGUCCAACACAAAUAAAGGAUAUACUAAAGCAAUUUAAGUUAGACCAAAAGCAAAAUGGACCUGUUCAUUUAGAAGUGAUUGCUCGUAUUCAAGAAAAAACAGUUUUAUGUCUUCAUCUUAACGAAACAAGUAUUACUAAAGGAUUUAAAUAUCUUUCCUCUUUGCCUCAUAAUAUAUAUCAUAUAUAUCAAAACAUGGAGUUUCAUGUUAAUCACCAACGUAUUAAUGUGCCAUUAACUAUGGAAUCAGUACAAGUCACAGAUCUAGGAGCAAAUGUUAGGCUUGCAAUUAUUGCAACAUCAUUGUUCUUUAUGAGAGGAAAUUUUACAUAUGUUUCAAGUGGUCGUAAUAAUCAUGUUAUAUUACGUACAUCUAUUCAUAAAUCAGAAAUAAUUGAAAGUUAUAAUCCUUUAAUUGAUACAUGGCAUAGUGCAGAAAGAGCACACUCUAUUCAUGGAUAUCUUCCAAUUAAUAUUAUACUUGGAUUUGAAGAUCAUCCAUUCAUUUCAUAUGAUACACCAGGAGAACAUCUCAAAAUGGGUAUUACAGCACAUGUCAGAACAACAACUAAUAUAAAAGGAUUGAAUAUUAAAUUAAAAUUACAUCAUAUUUGUCCUACUUGUUCUCAAUUAUACAUAGUCACAAAAUCACCGUCAUAUAAACCAGUGACCACGGAUCUAUUUCAAAUUAAAUUAGCAGAAUUAGGAGGACAUAUGUACGUCAAACUUUUUGAUUGCGAAAAUGUAAUACCGCGAGAAAAAUUAGUUCGAGAUGUAUUUUCUUCACAUCGAGCUAAUUAUCCUAUUUGGCCAUUUAUGGAGUUUGCUUUAACAGCCCUUCAUUUCUUAGAUUACUGCACAUAUGUACCACCAAAAGGUAGUUGUGGUUUAGCUGCUUAUAUUAGUACAAUUGAUGCACAACGAACUCAAGUAAAAUUAGAAUAUGUUAAAAAUCCAAAUCAUCACAUGUUUUCCUCAUUGUUGUCUUUAACACAUCGCAAUAUAGAAUCAUCACAAAUUCUUCAACAGUGGAAUUUAGCAAUACUUUAUCAGAUUACCAGUUGGGUAUCUAAUAUGAUUAAAAUCAAAGCAACUAAAAUUGUACCAGGUCAAAAGGUUUUGAAGUUUUGUUUAGAAGUAGAAAAAGAAGAACCCUGGGAAUGGGAUUUCUUAAGCAUUAAACCAACUGAUUCUGCUAGGAUUGUAUUAAAUGCUGUUUGGGGAUACUCUGAUACAGCAAAAGGCAAAUGUAGUGGGUCUUCAAUUACAUUAAAUUUAGUUGGUGAAAUUAGUAAAGAUCAAUUAGAAAAUGCUAAAGAAUCACAAUGGCCUUAUGGAGAAUGUCGAAAACAAUCUAAAGAAAAACGUUUUACUCCAUUCUCUGAUGCUUGUUAUGAGGCUUCAAGAGAAUUAUCAACUUUAAGAAAAUAUCAAAUUAUUGCACAACAUGAAAGUAUACCAGAAAAUAUAAUAAGAUUAGUUUGGAAAUUUCGAGCCUUUUAUGAUAUUAUUGGUGGAAAUAGUAGUUCAGAUUCUAUUUCUAAGAAAUUUAUUGUGUCUGCAACAUUUCCAAAAGAAUCGGAUAUUGGAGAAUUAUCACUUAAUAAUGACAAAGUAGCGAUUGAAUAUAAUUAUAAUCUUAUAGAUUACUUUUUGACUAGAACUAGGAUUCAUAAAUACAUGGAUUUGACAAUAUUAAGGACUUUCUUUGGCACGUGUAUUGUAACACCAGACUAUAUAAGAUCAAUUCACAACAUCAAUUAUUCCUUUCACAAUAAACCUGAAGUUCUAUUGCUUGGUCAGUGUUAUAGUGAAAAUCCAAAGUAUGCAUUAACAGCACGAAAUGAUUUAUAUGGUGUGAAUAUUAAUAUAUAUGAUGAAAUAGAUACUGUACAAAUUAUACCUAAUCAAACUGGAGGAACAUUAUACAAUAAUACAGUAUAUAUUCCAUUACCACAAAGUUUUACAUUUCAUUCAUUAGGUUCAAAAAGAGUAAGAUUGGAUAGUAAUACUAUUGAUAUUAUAAUUCCUAAUCUUUAUUUAUAUAUGCAUUGGACACAAGAACAAAUUCUUUUAUUUUUUCCAACAUAUCUAUUAGAAUUUAGUUGUGGUGUAUGUGCACUACGCACUCUCGAGACAAGUAAUUUGUAUGAGAAACUAUAA
Molecule: messenger RNA, 4314 nt
Organism: Eufriesea mexicana
Lineage: Eukaryota; Metazoa; Arthropoda; Insecta; Hymenoptera; Apidae
Exons: 22
Coding region: 1-4314 (1437 amino acids)
Biological process (GO): lipid transport
Molecular function (GO): lipid carrier activity
Source: RefSeq, a predicted model, not a curated record